Rhipicephalus sanguineus (brown dog tick) is the source of this 1142-nucleotide messenger RNA. Its product is annotated as sulfotransferase ssu-1. The transcript has 3 exons. The record is from RefSeq and is a predicted model, not a curated record. Gene Ontology annotation, biological process: sulfation. Gene Ontology annotation, molecular function: sulfotransferase activity. Bases 150 to 1094 code for a protein of 314 amino acids. NCBI's taxonomy places the organism in Eukaryota, Metazoa, Arthropoda, Arachnida, Ixodida, Ixodidae. Gene Ontology annotation, cellular component: cytoplasm.
AAACACCGGCAAACUCGCGAACGUGCCACGUAUAUGAAGACACCCAUCCGAUAGAAUACUGGCAGGCUUUCGAUCACUUAGUGAAAAAGUAGUGUGCACUCGUUCCUCAUAGCUACGUGCACUCGGUGAUCAUCCCUACAAUAAAAAAGAUGCUUCGAAACAUGUGCAAGACAGUGGACGGCUUUCUGGUCAAUGACUUCCUGCAUGAUGACAACGUGAGCUCAGCCCUCACCUACACUGCCCGACCGGACGAUAUAUUCGUGGUGAGCUACCCGAAGUGCGGCACAACGUGGACGCAGUACAUCGUCUUCUGCGUGCUGAACAAGGGCCAGCCACCCGAGGACUACACGGAUUUCAUGCUGCGCUCGCCCUUCCUGGAGCUCUUGGGUGCCGAGUCGGCUCAUCGUAUGCGUCGACCGGGGCCAAUUAAGACUCAUUUCCCGUUCGACAGGCAACCGUAUAACCCGCAAAGCAAGUACAUAUACGUCACUCGGAAUCCCUACGACUGCUGCGUGUCCUACUUCCACCACGUGCGAGACUCGCCCGUCUACAACUACACAGAGGCAACGCUAGACGAGUUCGUGGACGUGUUCGUUGAAGGGAAGGUCAGCUGCGGGGACUACUUCAACCACCUCAUCCCGUGGUACGAGCACAGGAACGACGAGAACGUGCUCCUCAUCACCUACGAGAGACUCAAAGAGGACACUGGAGGGGCGGUACUGGACAUCGCCGAUUUCCUUGGUAACCAGUACGGGGAGGAGUUGCGCCGAGACACCGCACUUUUCACGAAGAUCACCGAUAUGGUGAGCGCCGCCAGCAUGCGCCAAGCCUUCAGCUCGGGCAUCAAGGCCAUCAUGCCGAACCUUCUCGCUCUCCCGCCCGAGAGGGCUCUGAAAUCUGUUGAAGUGUACCGAAGCGUGCUGAGCAAAAAGCGCAUGUCGUCAGCCAAAAGCGAGUUCAUCCGAAAAGGCGUUGUCGGUGACUGGAGGAACUAUUUGAAGGAAAAGCACAUCGAGAAGAUGAAAAAUUGGAUUGAAUUUAAAACGCAAGGCACGGAUGUCAUGAAGCUGUGGGAAAGAGCCGGAUUGCCGUAACUGCUUCGUGUGACGCACGGAAGUUUGAGUUCAUGCAUGCAUGGGUUA